AUGGAAGGGCGAGAUAGAAAUCCCAGCCCAUCGGAACAGUCUGACAACGAGGAUAAAUGCUGCGAUCGUAUAGGAGAAACCCUGUACAGCGAGAAGUUCGUUCUGCAGUUGCUUGUGGAAUUGUGCAAAAUUAUCGAAAGCGAGGCUGAAGCCGAAGAGCCAUCGUCUACGUCGAGUGGCUUGGACUUGGACCCUGAUUUGGACAAGGAAUUUUGCGUUUUAUGGGACAUGAGCACCGAUCACGACGUCGUCAAGCUGAUCGCCGAAUGUGACGGUGCCAGGAUAUUCCGUAAUCUGCUUAUGACGACGGCCAAACCCAGGUUGAAGGUACUCAAACCUGUGAACUGA
Molecule: messenger RNA, 348 nt
Organism: Soboliphyme baturini
Lineage: Eukaryota; Metazoa; Nematoda; Enoplea; Dioctophymatida; Soboliphymatidae
Source: the annotation of a GenBank genome assembly